Mauremys reevesii (Reeves's turtle) is the source of this 1585-nucleotide messenger RNA. It is a transcript of the gene CEP43, whose product is annotated as centrosomal protein 43. Gene Ontology annotation, molecular function: protein binding. The transcript is spliced from 13 exons. Gene Ontology annotation, biological process: microtubule anchoring. Gene Ontology annotation, cellular component: centrosome. Lineage: Eukaryota; Metazoa; Chordata; Testudines; Geoemydidae. The coding region runs from base 233 to 1405 and encodes 390 amino acids. The record is from RefSeq and is a predicted model, not a curated record.
GCGGCGCUGCCUGUUGGCCCCCGCACAUUCCACGCGCCGGGCCCGAGACAGGCCCUGAGCAGCGAUCCAGUCCCGGCCCGUCGCCUCUCGCGUAGCCAGUAAGUCGGCACGGCCGCUUGUCCACUCCCCUGCCCCCUGUCCCGACGUUAGCGCCUCUUCUCUUCCCCGCGGCGAAUCUGCGCGACCCGUCCCGCCGCUAACAUAGUUUGGGCGGUUGUCAGGGAGAAACAAGAUGGCGGCGGAGGAGGACACGGAGCUGCGGGACCUGCUGGUGCAGACGCUGGAGAGCAGCGGGGUACUCAAUAAAAUCAAGGCAGAACUACGAGCAGCUGUAUUUUUGGCACUUGAAGAGCAAGAAAAAGUAGAGAACAAAACACCCCUGGUAAAUGAAAGCUUGAAAAAGUUUCUAAGUACAAAAGAUGGUCGCUUGGUUGCUGGUCUUGUUGCAGAAUUUCUUCAGUUUUUCAAUCUUGACUUUACAUUGGCUGUUUUUCAGCCUGAAUCAAGCACACUAAAUGGGCUUGAAGGGCGAGAGAAUUUAGCCCGAGAUUUAGGAAUUAUAGAAGCAGAAGGUACUGUAGGUGGCCCCUUAUUGUUGGAAGUAGUCAGAAGAUGUCAGCAGAAAAAAGGUUCCAGUGGUGGAGAAGUUGCUCCAGUUCUGUCUGACAUGCGUUCUUCACCAAAAUCACCUGAUGGAAGAUCAAAUACACAUCCAAUAUCAAGUAAGAUACCAAGGUAUAAAGGACAUCGUAAACUGAAAAAGUGCUUGGACAAGGCUGGUGAGCAGGUUGCCGAAACCAGUCAAAGUGAUACAAGUAUUUCAUCAGGAGAAACAAAGAGCAAAAGCAGCAUUCACUUUCUUCCCAAUGAGACAAAGCUAGUUUCUCAACCACACAACAAAGACUUAAAUACCAAAGAAAAAAGUGAUCCAGCUGUAGAUGAGGAUGAUAUAGAGGGAGAUUCUUUUUUUGAUGAUCCAGUACCAAAACCGGAGAGAAACUAUGGCUGGAAAACAGAGUCCAACAAACAAGGAGGAAUCCUUGCAUCUCUUUCUGAUGCACCCCCCCUAAGGAGUGGGGUAAGCUCCCUUGCUGGAGCACCUUCACUAAAAGAGCCUGACAGUGCAAAUAGAAACUCUGUUUUGAAAGAUCUACGCUUAGUGAAUGCAAAAUUUGGAUCUCUUGAAUUAGGAACUGGAGAUGAAGAUGAGUAUGUUGAUGAUUUCAACAGUACCAGUCAUCGCUCAGAAAAAAGUGACAUCAGUAUUGGUGAAGAAAUAGAAGAAAUUUCUGUGGAAACAGAAGAUUUGAAUGCCAGUGAUAAACUUGAAGACCUCACACAAGAUCUUACCAUUUCUCAGUUAAGUGAUGUUGAUGCUGCAGAUUAUAUAGAGGAUGUGGCAUAGAACUGGACAGUAGAGGUGUUUCAAGUGCUGGAUUGAGGACUCUUGUGGACUGCUAUUUUCAGACAAUCAUUCUUUGCUGGAAUGUCUGUUCCCUAUUUGUGCCUUGUGUUUCAGAAAGACUGGAGAUGUAGAGAGCUCUUAUAAAAUCAUAGCAGGAACUGAAUGAAAUAGUUCAUUCCA